Dothidotthia symphoricarpi CBS 119687 is the source of this 2911-nucleotide messenger RNA. Its product is annotated as threonyl-tRNA synthetase. The coding region runs from base 221 to 2548 and encodes 775 amino acids. Gene Ontology annotation, molecular function: ATP binding; threonine-tRNA ligase activity. Gene Ontology annotation, biological process: threonyl-tRNA aminoacylation. The record is from RefSeq and is a predicted model, not a curated record. Gene Ontology annotation, cellular component: cytoplasm. NCBI's taxonomy places the organism in Eukaryota, Fungi, Ascomycota, Dothideomycetes, Pleosporales, Dothidotthiaceae. The transcript is spliced from 6 exons.
CAAGUGGGCUGCAGUGGGUGCAUUGAGUUGCGCCAAAAUUAUGAGUCGACUGCUGCCCUAACUACUCCAAGGGUGACACAGAUUGGCUUCGAGUCACUUCAGCUUCUCUCGCAAACGACACAGCGAUUGUACCCAUACACCCUUCAAACCAUAGCUCUCAGCGUGGAGCGACUAGACAUCUACUCAAUCGACACAACCGACUCGACCGUAGUCUCCAAAUAUGGCGGAAGCGGUUAAGGAUGCCGUCAGCCAAGUCGCCGAGGGUGUGAAGAAUCUUGCCGUUGCUGGGGAGCAAAAGGCAGAGCAGAAAGCCCCUAAACCCAAGAAAGAGAAGAAGCAGAAGGGUGGAGACAGUGAUGGCCGGCCUCUAAUGCUCGACCCAGUACCGGAAUACAUCGAUCAUCGAGUCCAGAUCUUCGAGAAGCUCAAGGCCAAAUACGACGAGGAAGUUGCCCAGAAGCCCCGUGAGAAGAUCACCGUCACACUCGAAGAUGGCAAGAUGUUAGAAGGAGAAUCAUGGGUCACUAGCCCCGCUGAUAUCGCGCGAGGCAUUGCCAAAAGCUUGUUCGAGCGCACCGUUAUCGCUCGCCUCGACAAAGGUACGGCAGAGGAGACUCUCUGGGAUCUUGAGCGACCACUCGAGAAGAGCUGCAAGCUGGAGCUCUUGCCAUUCGAGCAUCCAGAGGGCAAGAGGGUCUUCUGGCACUCGAGUGCGCAUAUUCUCGGAGAGGCUUCCGAGCGCAGAUUUGGUUGCGACCUCUGCAUUGGGCCUCCAAUUGAGGAUGGCUUUUACUACGAAAUGGCCCUGCCUGAGAAGGCGGCUGUAGAGCAGUCAGACUACAAGCCACUUGAGACCAUUGUCAACAGCAUUGUCAAAGAGAAGCAGCCCUUCCAGCGGCUCAGUCUUUCGAAAGACGACUUGCUUGAGAUGUUCAAAUCCAACCCAUACAAGCAACACAUUAUCAAGGACAAGAUCGCCGACGGCACCUCCACUACUGUAUACCGUAACGGACCUCUCAUUGAUCUUUGCCGAGGACCUCACGUACCGCACACAGGACGAGUCAAGCAGUUCAAGGUUAUGAAGAACUCGGCGUCAUACUUCCUUGGAGAUGCCAACAACGACAGCUUGCAGCGCAUCUAUGGUGUAUCUUUCCCAGACAAGGACUCGAUGCAUGAACAUCUGAAGUUUCUCGAGGAGGCUGCAAGGCGCGAUCAUCGAAAAAUUGGAAAGGAACAAGAACUAUUCUUCUUCCACGAGGCCAGUCCUGGUUCAUGCUUUUUCCUCCCUCACGGCCAGAUCAUCUACAACACAUUGCAGGCAUUUCUUCGUGAAGAGUACUGGAACCGUGGCUACCAAGAAGUUGGGUCGCCUAACAUGUUCAAUUCUUCCCUGUGGAAGGUCUCGGGUCACUGGCAGCACUAUGCCGAGGACAUGUUCACUUUCGACGUUGAGAAGGAAAAGUGGGCGCUGAAGCCUAUGAACUGCCCCGGUCAUUGUCUGAUCUUCAAACAUCGGGAGCGAAGCUACCGAGAACUACCGAUCCGUAUGGCCGAUUUUGGCAUUCUUCAUCGAAACGAAGCAAGUGGUGCUCUUACCGGUCUUACACGAGUUCGUAGGUUCCAACAGGACGACACCCACAUUUUCUGCACACAGGAUCAGAUUACUGAAGAGAUUUCGGGCCUUUUCGAUUUCCUGAGAGCUGUCUAUGGAAAAUUCGGCUUUACCUUCAAGUUGAAGCUGAGCACACGUCCGGAGGGUUUCCUAGGCGAGAUCGAGACAUGGAACAAGGCAGAGGCAAAGUUGACUGAAGCCCUUGAUCAGUUCACGGCUGGAGGUGGUGGUGCUUGGGAGCUGAACCCUGGUGAUGGCGCCUUCUACGGUCCCAAGAUCGACAUUACGAUUUCUGAUGCACUCAAGCGAGAGUUCCAGUGUGCUACAAUCCAGCUCGACUUCCAACUUCCCAACCAGUUCGAGCUUGAGUACAUGACUUCUGAGGUCGCAACGGCAAAGUCGAAGGAUGACAAGACCAAGGAAGAGCAGCCAAAGGCAGAGACCCAGAAGGACGAAAAGAAGGAGGGCGAUGCGCUCACAAAGAAGAUCCCUCCACCACAGCCAGGCUACGCUCGUCCAGUCAUGAUUCACCGCGCUAUUUAUGGUUCAUUCGAGCGGUUCAUUGCUAUUCUGACAGAACAUUUUGCUGGCCGCUGGCCAUUCUGGCUCUCCCCUCGCCAAGUCAUGGUUAUUCCCGUCAUGCCUUCUGCAAACGACUACGUCAAGGAAGUGCAGGCCGAACUCCGCAAGCAACGCAUUCACGCCGACAUCGACAUCAGCGGCAACACCAUGCAGAAGAAGAUCCGUACCGCACAACUAUCUCUUUACAACUACAUCAUGGUUGUAGGAGCAGAGGAGCAGGAGAAGAAGGCAGUCAACUGGAGAAACCGUGACGACCAGGCCUCGCAACAGCGUGGUGAAGUCGUCCCACUCGACGAGGCAAUCAAGAAGCUGGUGCAGUUGAGAGACGAGCGACGCAUUGAGAACCAUAUUUGAGAGAGAUAUACCAGGGGUGUGAUGUGAGUAGAUUAGUAGGCAUACGAGGGAAUGAAGAUACGAUGCAAUGAGAUAAGUGAAUACAAUGUUCGCUAGCAUUCUUCAAAGGAUGGAUUUCUCGGUACCAUGUACCCUCGAGAGUUGACGUCAAAAUAUUACAACUGGUUUCAACCGAAAACGGUCGAUGAAAAUCAUGAAGUGAUAUUGUGCAUUGACUGCCUACUCUGUAUCAGAAUCAACUAAAACUUGAUGAAAAAGGUGCACUUGAGUUGUUUUCAUUAUACACAGCUGUAUCAUCUUCGUUACCUCUCGGUAACUUCAAACUUUUUAUAGAAGCAGAUAGACGCAACACAGUAAGACCCC